Molecule: messenger RNA, 466 nt
Organism: Oenanthe melanoleuca
Lineage: Eukaryota; Metazoa; Chordata; Aves; Passeriformes; Muscicapidae
Product: histone-lysine N-methyltransferase EHMT2-like
Exons: 7
Coding region: 77-466 (129 amino acids)
Molecular function (GO): protein-lysine N-methyltransferase activity; histone methyltransferase activity; p53 binding
Source: RefSeq, a predicted model, not a curated record
CCUGGAGAUCUGUCACCUGCUGCUGCAGGCCGGCGCCAACAUCAACGCCGUGGACAAGCAGCGCCGCACGCCGCUGAUGGAGGCCGUGGCGCACGACCAGCUGGAGGCAGCGCGGUACCUGCUGCUGCGCGGCGGCUGCGUCUACAGCAAGGAGGAGGACGGCUCCACCUGCCUGCACCACGGGGCCAAAAAUGGGAACCUGGAGAUGGUGGAGCUGCUGCUGAGCACGGGGCAGGUGGAUGUAAACGCACAGGACAACGGGGGCUGGACCCCGAUCAUCUGGGCGGCCGAGCACAAACACAUCGAGGUCAUUCGGCGGCUGCUGACGCGCGGGGCCGACGUCACCCUGACCAACAACCACUGCACCUGCCAGGACGAUUGCUCCUCCUCCAACUGCCACACGGGGCAGCUCAGCAUCUGCUGCUGGUACAACAAGCCAGGGUGCUGCCUGAGGGGGUUCCAGUGA